CACUGCGCGCUUCAAAUCUCUGCCACGGUUCACACGAAACACAGCGAAAUAUCUUUUGGCGCUUCAUGUUUGCAGUUUCAAAACUAAAACAGCACAAACACGUGAGCUGUCAAGAAGAUGGAGCGCGCUGGGAGUCUCCAACCACUCUAAACCGCCAGACAACAACAAAACAAAUCCUUCCUUAUCCGAAGGCAGAGCCAUGCUUCCUCAGGAUGUCGGGAAACAGAAGCCACGUCGUGUGUCAGAGCCGGUGUGUGGGGUAGACAGUCCCCCGGCCCCAAUUCGGCGCCUGAAGAACCGGGAUUUCCCCCUGAGCGUGAAGCGCCGUCGGUCCGGCUCCGCACCUGAGCGCAAGGUAAACUGCGUCCUGGUUGGAGACGGAGCGGUGGGCAAGACCAGCCUCAUCGUCAGCUACACCACCAACGGAUACCCGACAGAAUAUGUUCCAACAGCGUUUGACAACUUCACCGUGAUGGUUGUGGUUGACGGGAAACCAGUGAGACUGCAGCUUUGUGACACGGCUGGACAGAAAUGGGGGCUGGUUGACGGAUCAAUCAAUGACGAGCUGGAGCGCCUCCGCCCUCUGUGCUACAAGAACGCCGAUGUCUUCCUCCUCUGCUACAGCAUUGUGCGUCCCUGCUCUUUCCGCAACCUGAUCAACAAGUGGGUUCCGGAGAUCCGUCAGCACUGUCCCGGCACACCCCUUGUUCUUGUUGGCACCCAGCUGGACCUGAGGGAGGACGUCCAGGUGCUGAUUCACCUGGCACAGAACCACGAGCAGCCGGUGUGCACCGAGGAGGGCCAGCAGCUCGCUCAGGAGCUCGGGGUGGUGAGCUUUGCCGAGUGCUCGGCACUGACCCAGAAGAACCUGAAGGAUGCUUUUGAUUCAGCUAUCUUGGCCAGCAUCCAGCAGACAGACAGUUGUGGUGUCCAGCAGCAGAGGCUGACUCUGAGGAGGAAGACCCCUGAUAAGAUCAAGAGCCUCUCGGAGACCUGGUGGAGGAAGAUCAACUGUCUGAUGGGAGAGCAGAGCUGUGACUUCAAGUGAACAGCUGCAUAGUUACAAACCUGGGUCAGAUCACGUUUGCAGAUACUUGUUAGAUCUGGUUUGUUUCAGCCUGCUGGCAGAAGGUGCCAGAUGGGUGGGGAUUAUCACCACUAGGUGACUCACAAGGUGCCAGUUCAAAUCCUCACACUGGCAGGGAAAGGACUGAUGGAGGAGAACUACAGAGCCUGUGCAAACAGCUGUAAAAUGUCUUCUGAGGCUUCACAGAAGCUUUUGAAAGACUAGCAGCUGCUCACUUGUGCAAGACUUUAAAUGCGCAGCAGAAAGUCUUGGUUACAAACUAGGAGUAUAGAGCAGGGAGGGUCUGAGGAGAGAUACUACUGCGCUGCAUUUUAGGUGUAGCAUCCAGAGAUUUUUUAGCCUAACUGAUGAGAAAAAAGUCAGGAUGUCUCACCCUCUAUGGCUUUGAUAUUUAGUAUGCUCUUUUUCUAUACCAAGUCCUUGAACUUUGAAGUCCAGUGUAGGAUUUAGGGGGAUAUAUUGGCAGAAAUAGAAUUUAAUAUAACAAGUAUGUUUUCUUUAGUGUUUAAUCACCUGAAAAUAAGAAUUGUUGUGUUUUCAUCAUUAGAAUGAGCUGUAGCCUCAUCUACAGAGAUUGCAAUGUUGCAUCACAAUGUUUCUACAGUAGCCCAGCAUGGACAAACCAAACACUGGCUCCAAAUAGGACCAUUCACGUUUUAGCAUCUAUGACUAGAGUGUCGGGAAACAACAGUUCUUUUAAAUGUAAAACUGGUGGUGGUGCAGUGGUUAGCAUUGUCGCCUCACAGCAAGAGGGUCCCUGGCUCAAACCUGGGGCAGGGGAGGCCUUCUGUGCAGAGACUCCAUGUUCUCCUCGGGUUAGCGUGUGUUUCCUCCAGGUGCUCCAGCUUCCUCCCACCGUCCAAAGACAUGCAGGUUAAUUGGUGACUCUAAAUUGUCCGUAGGUGUGAAUGUGAGUGUGAAUGGUUGUCUGUCUCUAUGUGUCAGCCCCGUGGUAGUCUGGCGACCUGUCCAGGGUGAACCCUGCCUCUCGCCCAGUGUCAGCUGGGAUAGGCUCCGGCCUUUUUACUGGUCACCUGGUCCGUUUGUGGAGAGGAGGAGACCUUGGUGGAUAAUUUGGCUCCUCCUGAAUGUCUAGAAGUUAUCAGAGAAAAAAUGUGAGCAGGUGCUAGGCUAUCGACCCGGCCCAAACAGUGUCAGAUAAACACUGACUUUUAACAUGAAACUGCUUUAUUCAGUGUUUUUACUGAUGUAAAUUUGCUCAUGUGCUUAACCCCACCCGUCUGAGGCUCACAGGAGGUGAAAACAAACCCCACAAAUGUUAUCAGACCCAGGUUUGGUUUGAAGCAAUGAGUCUGAUUGUCCAACAUGCUGAUGGAGAUCUCAACUUUUGUUCUGUUUCUCUUUUUCUGACUCAUUGUGUUGUCACGUUACACCCCAACAUUACUUGUUCUUUGUUUUACUGUUAGUUUGUAGCUUAUUUAUUAUUUCUGUAUUUAU
Epinephelus fuscoguttatus (brown-marbled grouper) is the source of this 2545-nucleotide messenger RNA. RefSeq names its product rho-related GTP-binding protein RhoU-like. The record is from RefSeq and is a predicted model, not a curated record. The coding region runs from base 200 to 1048 and encodes 282 amino acids. The transcript is spliced from 4 exons. Lineage: Eukaryota; Metazoa; Chordata; Actinopteri; Perciformes; Serranidae. Gene Ontology annotation, molecular function: GTPase activity; GTP binding. Gene Ontology annotation, biological process: small GTPase-mediated signal transduction.